AUGAUGACAACAGGAGAAGGGUCAACAACAUCGAUGUUAGCAACCACAAAAUCAUCAAGAACAACAGCAGAACCGGGAUCAACAACAACAAAAACUCCAUUAACAACGACAACAACAACAACAACAACAACAACAGACGAAGCAGUUUUACAAACAUUUCAACGAACAAACGAAACGGUCUAUGCUAUAUGGAAUACAACUGCAGGUGAUGAUAGUUCACCAUCUUCACCCGGCCAAAAACCAGGUACAUAUUAUCCUGGUGAACCACCUGAAGCUGCAUUAGAUGGUAAUUUAAGUUCAGAAUAUACCAAUCAUGGGAUUUGUUCUGCAUCUGAUCCAUUAAAAAAUGAAUGCGGAAUACAAACUGGUUUCUAUGUAACAUUCAACAGUACACCGUUCAUUCUCGUGAAGUUUCGUAUAGCUACAAACAAACAUUCUCCAGAGCGAGAUCCAAACACAAUUACAAUCGAAGGUAGCAACAAUAAUGAAUCCGAUUUAGUUUUCGGAAAAAGUUGGAAUUUGAUUUAUGACGGUGAUGCAGGUCUCGCGAAAGUUCCAGGAAGACGAGCGUAUGCUGAAGAUAAAGAAAAACUACAACCAUGGCAACUUUAUUUGGAACUUUUUAUUUCUUCACUUGAGAAAUUAUCAUCAGUUAAUCAAACUAUUUAUCGAGGAGUAAAAAUGGAUUUAAGUGCACAAUAUCCACAAGGACAAAUAUUUACUUGGUGGGGAUUUUCAUCAUGUACAAAUUCAGUACAAGUGCUUCAAUCUGAAUAA
This is a messenger RNA of Adineta steineri, 777 nucleotides long. The record is from the annotation of a GenBank genome assembly. NCBI's taxonomy places the organism in Eukaryota, Metazoa, Rotifera, Eurotatoria, Adinetida, Adinetidae.